AUGGCGCCCAACGCCAAGAGCCAAAAGGCCUUGUUCGACGACAGCGAAGACGAGUCCGAUGGCGGCGCACAGCUCAAGGUCAACGACGAGUACGCCCAGCGAUUUGAGUACAACAAGAAGCGCGAAGAGCGCCACAGACUAGAAGAAAAGUACAAGGGCCAGGCCAACGGCAGGGCCGGGGAGGAGGACGACGAUGACGAUUCCUCGGAUGACGAGACCGAGGACGAGGAUGGCUAUCUCGCCACCGAAGAGCUCGAUGCUGAGCUGAACGCCACCCUCGAGGCCAUCCGUAACAAGGACCCCCGCAUAUACGACGGCAAGACCAGCUUCUACACUCCUGCUGAGGCCGCAGCCGCCGCAGCCGCCGCCGCCGCCGCCCAGCCCCAACCCAAGAAGGAGAAGCCUGUGUACCUGCAAGACUAUCACCGCGAGAGGAUUCUGGCCGGUGACAUCGGCUCAGAUGACGACGAGGAUAAGCCCCGGACCUAUGCGCAAGAACAAGGCGACCUCCAGAAGUCUAUCGUCGAUGAGAUCCAGGCACAGAUCAAGAAUGAGGGAGCAGCCGGAGAAAAGGACGACGAUGGCGACGACAACUUCAUCAAACCCAAGAAGGGAGAGGCAGCACGCGUCAAGGCCGAGCUCCACGACGGCAUGCAUCCCUCCCGGGCCGCCAACGUGAAGAAGUCCAAGUCCAGGCCCGCGGUGAAGCUCGACGUCGCGAACGCCGACAAGGAUCCUCAGCUUUACUUGUCCAAUUUCUUGGCUGCUCGUGCCUGGGUCGAGCCCACGCAAAACAAGUGGCAAGCAUUCGAGUCGGAUGACGAGGAAGAACCCGACAAGGCCGACGAAUGGGAGGUUGCAUAUAACCUGCGCUUCGAGGAUCCCAGCAAGAGCAACGAGGUUCUGAAGUCUUAUGCAAGAGACGUGGCCGCUGCCAAGUCAGUCCGUCGCGACGAGAAGACGGCCCGACAGAAGAAGCGAGACGCCGAGCGUGAGAGCAAGGAGGCUGAGAAGCAGGAACGUCGGGAGGAGCGCGCCCGCCUGCGCAAGCUCAAGAUCGAGGAGGCUGAGACCAGGCUCAAGCAGAUCAAGAAGGCCGCUGGCCUUUCCGGCAAGGACCUGAAGGACGAGGACUGGGUGCGCUUCCUUGAUGAUGCAUGGGAUGAUAACAAAUGGGAGGAGGAGAUGAACAAGAGAUUCGGCGAGCAAUACUAUGCAGAAGGAGAAGGUCCUUCUGACGACGACGAUGAUGAAGCUGGCGGCAAAAAGCGCAAGAUCAAGAAGCCGAAGUGGGAUGAUGAUAUCGAUAUCAAGGAUCUAAUCCCUGAUUUCGAGGACGAAGAACAACCGAAGGUCACCCUUUCAGACGUGGAAGAGGGCACUGAAGAAGGGGGAGAGGAGGAGGACGACGACGACGAAGACGGCCCAUCCCGCAAACGCCAGAAGACCUCCAAGGAUCGCAAGAAGGAGCGUUUGGCAAGCCAAAAGGAGGCUCGACAGGAGCGUUCCAAGAUCGAAGCGCUCGUCGACGCCAAGAUGGACCUGGAUGACCCGGACGUUCUCGCCGGCUCUUCCAAGGCCAAGGACCAGUCCAAGUUCGCAUACCGCGAGACGUGGCCGGCAUCGUAUGGUCUAACGGCCACGGAUAUUCUGAUGGCCCCAUCUGAUGCCGCCCUCAACGAGUUCGUCGGCCUAAAGAAACUGGCCCAUUUCCGACCUGAUGACAAGAGAGCCAAGGACAAGAAGAGGCUAGGCAAGAAGGCCCGUUUACGGCAGUGGCGUAAGGACAACUUCGGUGCCGAGGCCGAGAGGGAGGGCCCGGCGUUCGCGUUUGGAGGCGAUGCGCCUACGGGGGGCAAAGAUCAGGCUGAGGCUGAGAACGAUGUCAUCGAGGGCAAGUCGAAGAAGCGCAAGAAGCGGUCUGGGCGAGGCAAGAACAAGGAGGAUGCUUGA
Messenger RNA from Neoarthrinium moseri, 1953 nucleotides. RefSeq lists its product as uncharacterized. The transcript has a single exon. NCBI's taxonomy places the organism in Eukaryota, Fungi, Ascomycota, Sordariomycetes, Amphisphaeriales, Apiosporaceae. The record is from RefSeq and is a predicted model, not a curated record. Bases 1 to 1953 code for a protein of 650 amino acids. Gene Ontology annotation, cellular component: nucleolus; 90S preribosome. Gene Ontology annotation, biological process: endonucleolytic cleavage in ITS1 to separate SSU-rRNA from 5.8S rRNA and LSU-rRNA from tricistronic rRNA transcript (SSU-rRNA, 5.8S rRNA, LSU-rRNA).